AUGGAAACAUUCACACUGCACGAUAUGCUUUUAAAUUACACUGAUAUGUACACACUACUGUGUGGACUUGGAUUCAAGAAUGAAACGGAGUGUAAUAAAGGAUCCGAAGAGCCAUCUCAGCCUAAAGAUAUAAAUCAGACUGUACGGAUAUUCUUGUACAGUUUAAUAUUCUUGCUCAGCGUCCUAGGAAAUGCCCUGAUCAUUGCAGUGCUAGUGAGAAAUAAACGAAUGAGAACUGUGACAAAUAUAUUUCUGCUGUCCCUGGCUGUCAGCGACCUGAUGCUCUGUCUGUUCUGCAUGCCGUUCACCCUAAUCCCAAAUCUGAUGAAAGACUUUAUAUUUGGCAGUGGUGUCUGUAAAGUGGCUGCAUAUUUUAUGGGUAUCUCUGUAAGUGUAUCUACUUUCAACCUAGUUGCAAUAUCCUUGGAGCGCUACAGUGCAAUCUGUAAACCUCUGCAGUCCAGAGUCUGGCAAACAAAGUCACAUGCCUUCAAAGUCAUCACAGCUACAUGGAUUGUGUCCUUUAUUCUAAUGCUACCAUACCCAAUCUCCAGUACCUUGGUGCCCUUCUCAAGAGCCAACAAUAGCACUGGUAACAUGUGCCGCCUUAUCUGGCCCAGUGAUAUUAUCCAACAGUCAUGGUACGUUUUCCUGUUACUGCUUCUUUUUCUUGUGCCUGGAGUUGUUAUGAUGACAGCGUAUGGACUAAUUUCCCUUGAACUCUAUAGGGGAAUCAAGUUUGAGAUAAGCCACAGAAAAUCUAAUCGAGACAGAAAAACAAGUACAAGCAGCAUUAAACACAAUGAUGGAGACGGCUGCUACAUUCAGAAAUCCAAGAAGAAAAAGAUGGAGAUGCAGCCACUGCCUAGCACCCAUAACAAGACUAAGAUCAGCAGGGUGAGAAGCAACAGCUCUACAGCCAAUCUAGUGGCUAAGAAAAGGGUAAUACGCAUGCUGAUUGUCAUUGUGAUUCUGUUCUUCCUGUGCUGGACUCCUGUAUUCACUGUUAAUGCCUGGCGGGCAUUCGACAGUUUCUCUGCCGACAGACUUCUAUCUGGGGCCCCCAUAUCAUUUAUUCACCUGCUGUCCUACACAUCUGCCUGCGUCAACCCCAUCAUUUAUUGUUUCAUGAACAAGCGUUUUCGUCUGGGUUUCCUGGCCACCUUUGCCUGUUGCGAAAAAAGCCAAGUUCUCACACAGGAUGUGGAAGAGAAUGGAGCUUCCACGGGUGGCAGUCUUUCAAGGUUUACGUACACCAGCAUCACCAUGUCAGCCCAGGCAUAGACUUGGAGAAGAAUCCCCUUAAGUACUCAA
Molecule: messenger RNA, 1314 nt
Organism: Lepisosteus oculatus (spotted gar)
Lineage: Eukaryota; Metazoa; Chordata; Actinopteri; Semionotiformes; Lepisosteidae
Gene: cckar
Product: cholecystokinin A receptor
Biological process (GO): neuropeptide signaling pathway
Cellular component (GO): plasma membrane
Molecular function (GO): cholecystokinin receptor activity; neuropeptide receptor activity
Source: RefSeq, a predicted model, not a curated record